AUUAAUAAAUUAAAAAGAGAAAAGGGAAGAAGCGGCGAUGCUGUUGUGGUUUUGUGAGUUGUUAAUUUCUUGUGUGGGAAGUGGAAGUGGGAAUGGGAAAGGGCAGUAGCAGGCGGGUGAGGGCGUUCAAGCGGUGGAUGAAGCGGGAAGGGAUCGAAUGCAGCGACGCCCUGGACUUGAGGGACGAAGGAGUCGAAAUCGGAAUCAGCGUGAGAGCCCUAGCCCUCCUCAAGGAAGGGGACGUGGUGGCCAGAAUACCAAAGCUCACGUGCCUCACCACCAGAACCACCGCCGCACGUGACAUUAUCGCCGCCGCCGCCAACGCCGGUGAGGGCGAGGAGGAGUCUUGUUUAGGAGGGUUAGCAGGGCUGGCGGUGGCGCUGAUGUACGAGAGGAGCUUGGGAGAGCGUUCACGGUGGGCCCCAUACCUUGAGCUGUUGAGCAAAGAAGAAGAGUCGUUGCCUUUGGUUUGGAGAGCCGACGAGGUUGAGCGGCUGCUGGCAGGGACAGAGCUGGAGGGAACGGUCAAGGAAGACAAAGGUGUUAUGUGGAAGGAGUGGAAGGAGAGCAUUGAGCCCACGAUAUUACUGCAAAUGCAUCCUUUGGAUGCUGCCGCCGUUGAAUUCGACCCGAGCUUCUUCGGAUUCGGAGACUACUUGGCGGCAAGGACGCUGAUAUCUUCUCGCUCUUUUCAGAUUGAUGAAUACCACGGAGUGGGAAUGGUUCCUUUGGCUGACCUGUUUAAUCAUAAAACGGGAGCUGAGGAUGUGCACUUAAUGACCUCUCCUCACAAAAGUGAAUCCAACACCACCCAAGAAAACAAUGAAUCUGAUACUACUAGUACUAGUAUUAGUGCCAUUCAUGAUGACGAUACAGAGCUGGAGGGAACGGUCAAGGAAGACAAAGGUGUUAUGUGGAAGGAGUGGAAGGAGAGCAUUGAGCCCACGAUAUUACUGCAAAUGCAUCCUUUGGAUGCUGCCGCCGUUGAAUUCGACCCGAGCUUCUUCGGAUUCGGAGACUACUUGGCGGCAAGGACGCUGAUAUCUUCUCGCUCUUUUCAGAUUGAUGAAUACCACGGAGUGGGAAUGGUUCCUUUGGCUGACCUGUUUAAUCAUAAAACGGGAGCUGAGGAUGUGCACUUAAUGACCUCUCCUCACAAAAGUGAAUCCAACACCACCCAAGAAAACAAUGAAUCUGAUACUACUAGUACUAGUAUUAGUGCCAUUCAUGAUGACGAUAUGUCUGCUUCUAUCACUGUUGACAAGGGUGAGGGUGACGAUAGUGGAUGUGAGGGUGACAACAGUGAGGGUGGCAAUGGUGAUGGUGACGAUAGUGAGGGUGGUGAUGAUGACGACAAUGAUGAUUACGGUGACGGUGAUGGUGAUGACAGUGAUGAUGAUGAUUUGGAAAUGACUAUGGUGAAAGAUGUCAAACUGGGAGCUGAGGUCUUUAAUACAUACGGGUCAUUGGGUAAUGCUGCACUGCUUCACAGAUAUGGAUUUACAGAGCCAGAUAAUCCGUAUGACAUUGUCAAUAUCGACUUGGAACUGAUACUCCAGUGGAGUUCAUCCUUGUUUUCUGGCCAGCAUCGUAGAGCAAGGCUAUCCCUCUGGAAAAGAUUGGAUUACUCUGGAUGUGUCACCCACAACUCUGAAUAUUUUGAGGUUUCAUUUAAUGGAGAACCUGAAAUUGAGAUGUUGGUUUUAUUGUACAUAAUGUUGUUACCACAUGAUGCAUAUUAUAAGAUGGAUCUUGCUCUAGCAACUGCAGGAAGUUCCAGUGAACCCAUGGACAUCAUUUUUUCCGAUAAAAGCAAAAAAUCGUGCCACAAAACUGGACUAUUGAGUGAGGACCUGUUGCUGACAAAAUGUCUUUGUAAUGCUCUUUUGUCCCUUGCAGAUAUGCGGGAUAGCCUUUAUGGUACAAAUUCAAUAGAAGAUGAUAUAGAAGCAUUGGGCAGGUGUUGUUGCAUAAGUGACAAAAAGUUGUACCAUUCGUUGAUGCUUCGUAUCAGUGAGAGGAGGAUCCUUCAGAAGCUUAAAAUGUAUGCUGCUAAAGAAACCUCUGUUAAGAAGAAGUUGAAAAGAAAAUGAGUUUAGGACACUUACUAAAUUAUCAUCCAUGGCUUUUCUUUUUCCACUGCCUGUUUUCAUGGCUAUGACUUCCUCGCCUGGUGAAGGUAUGUAAGCCACAAGGGAGAUUCAUUUUGUUGAGAUUGUGACCAUAGAGACCAUUGUGAAGCAACUUGGUGGCAUGUAGGCAUUGUUUAGAGAGAUUCUUUUUGUUAAGAUUGUGACCAUAGA
Molecule: messenger RNA, 2303 nt
Organism: Prunus avium (sweet cherry)
Lineage: Eukaryota; Viridiplantae; Streptophyta; Magnoliopsida; Rosales; Rosaceae
Source: RefSeq, a predicted model, not a curated record